Frankliniella occidentalis (western flower thrips) is the source of this 7146-nucleotide messenger RNA. RefSeq names its product RNA-binding protein Musashi homolog Rbp6 (gene Rbp6). The record is from RefSeq and is a predicted model, not a curated record. NCBI's taxonomy places the organism in Eukaryota, Metazoa, Arthropoda, Insecta, Thysanoptera, Thripidae. Bases 84 to 659 code for a protein of 191 amino acids. Gene Ontology annotation, cellular component: cytoplasm. The transcript is spliced from 8 exons. Gene Ontology annotation, molecular function: nucleic acid binding.
UGUUGCGCGGAGAGCGCGCUUUGUUGUGCUUCGUGCGUGCGUUUCUCAUUUCGCCGUUCUUUCUGUUUCAGAUUGAAGAUGCGAUGCUGAUGUUUGACAAGCAAACCAACAGGCACCGAGGGUUCGGUUUCGUAACCUUCCAGUGCGAAGAUGUCGUGGAUAAAGUGUGCGAAAUUCACUUUCACGAAAUCAACAAUAAAAUGGUCGAGUGCAAGAAAGCCCAGCCCAAGGAGGUGAUGCUGCCUGCCAACCUGGCGAAGACGCGCGCCGCGGGGCGCGGUGCCUAUGAUUUCAUGUGGUCUCUGGGAGCUUUGCCUGAGGGUUUCCCAGCAGCUGCAUACGCCGCCUACGCGGCUGGCAGGGGUUACUCCGGUUAUCCUGGCUUCGGGCUGCCCUAUCCGACAGUUGACCUCACCAAUGGCCAGCUUACCCCCAACAACAACACUCCGCUUCUUACGCAGGCUCUUUCAGGGUCCAUUGAUUCCCGCUGCUUUCACCAAUGGGUACCACUGAGCAGCGUCACUAUUAGGUGCGGAGAUAAAGGUGGUGGAGGCUUUUGGCGUCCGGCGCGGGCGAAUGGUAGCAAGAGGAGCAACGACGGCAAUCCAAGUAGAGGUCCCGAGGGAUCUCAUGCUCGCUCGAUGAACAAGUCUCGAUGAUUUUUACGAAUCAUCUUCAAAUGUGCCCCGCCUGCCAUCGCCAACGCAACUCUCUUGUGAUUCUUUCUUUAAUUUCCCACCAAAUAUUCAAUUGAAUAUGUGAAAGUUUAUUGUGUACGUGUGUAAAUAUAUAUGUUGUAUACAUAUAUAAUUAAAUAAUUGUGAACUUUGUUAUAAGUCCUUUGUCAGAAAAGGGAUGAAGAGGAUGAAGUUUAUAUUAAGCUAUACAGUUGUUUAACCUUACACGUAUCCUUGUGAUUUUCCUUUUCUUCUCGUUUUUGAAUGGACAAUUAUUAGAUUUUAACUUUUUGAUUUUUGUCUCCAAGUUCUUAAAAUAAGUGUUUAGUGGAGAGAUGUUCAUAUCUUCAGCUGAGGUAUUUUUCUCAUAACUUGAUCCCUGUACCGAAAUGUAUACUUUUUACCCUCCGUAAUGCAUGUUAUCUAGCCUCUGGUAUGCGGAGGUUUUUUUCAAUUUGUUCAGUAUCUGCUCUGUGUGUCUUGCUGGCAUCUUCUCCAGCUAUGUUUUUAACUAUCAUCAUUGUAGUUGUACAGAUAUAUUAGAUAAGUAAGUAAAUGAACGCAGUUAACAUAUACACCAGCACUGCUCUAAGCGCAGUGCGCAAUGAUUGUAUAUCUUUCUGGCGUCAGUGACGUCCUUAUUUACACUUGCAAUUUAUUGUUGUAAAGAUCAUGAAAUGUUGAAAGUGCUGGCAAAUCACAGUAUAAUUUAAUACUUUCGUUGUCAGCGUGUAGAGGCAAUUUUUGUCUCUCAGUCCUAGGUCAGUAUCCUCCCCCACCUCCUUGCCUCUUUCGGCGUCUUGUACGUUUUUCUUAUUCAAAUUUGCUUGUUAUGAUUUGUUUUUAUCUUUGUGCCAAGAAGCCAUCGCGUGCUAAGGUGUUGGCAUGUAUAGACCCGGAUGUUGUUAAGAGGAGGCAGUUGUCAGGGAAGCUAGGGUCUUUUGUUUCGUAAUUGUUUUAGUUAGUUUUAAGUUUUAUGACAUAUUUAUGAUGAACUAAAUGUUAUAUUACAGGGUAAACGAAUUAAAAGAUUCCUUACUAAUUAUUUAUGUAUAAACAGUUUACUUGUUAAUCAAUCUCCUAAUGGACCAAACAGACAAGAACAAAACCGAGAUUUUUUUGUCGCAUUGAAUUCCUGUUCGAAUGUAACUAAAGAGAGGAUUCUUUUCGUCUUUUAUUUGUUCUUAUUUAGUAACAAGGGAGUAUUACCUGGUACUUCACAAUUUGUUUGACUUCGAUGUACUCCAAAAUUAUAUUUCUUAAUUUUCUCGGAUCGGUAUUACGUGCAUUGUAAGGAGGAGCUUAAAAGGGUGCGAUUUCUUUGAAAAAAUAAGAAAUUUAUCUGUACCUACAAACACAUGCCUAUAUUUUCAUUAAUUUCCGCAUUUGUACAUAUUUGAUCAUAUUGAUGUUUCGCGCUUAACUCCCACCUCCCCACAACUUAAGAAUGUGUUAGUUUCCCAUGCUUUACUUGCUAGUGUUAGUAUAUAAAUACAUAGGAUUAGAUCUACUGUUAAUCUUGUGAAACUAUACACUAGAUUAUAUUCACGUUUCCUUGUUAAAUAUGAGACAAUGAGCUACAAAACGUUAUGAUGCAAUGUGAUUUGCUUGUUUCUAUUUCUUAGUUAUGUUCUAGAUUUUAAAAGUUUUGUUUCAUGAAUGUCGUUUAAAGCAUUUGUGCUGUUAUUCACGCAAUGCCUUUAGUGCCGAAAUUUUGUAAAAAAAGUUUUCGGUUACUGUUACGUUACUUCAGAGGUCGAAGCUCACGGCGCAUACCUUUAGCAUUGAAUCUUAUGAUUGCAAAUACCAAAUAUUAUAAAUAUCUGGUCCUUAUGUAGGCAUGUUCAUUUGUAAUUCGUGGAGGGACACGUUGAAUUCGUCACAUUCUGUAUUCCCGCUAACAAUCAAACAAUAUUUAUUUUGUAAGCAGUAAGGAGUACAUAAAGCUUAAGUUUUCGUUCCCACUGUACUUCGUUGCGUCGCUCGUUUAUUCCACAUUCUGUGGCAGCUUCCAUGGAUGCGCCCCAUUUUCAAAGACAACCUCAUCCCAAAAGUACUUUACUUCGGUUGGAAAAAUAUUGUGUCGGUGGACGGAACAUGCAAGUCCUAUUAAAGCCAAAUCAAUGACUAAAGUUACUGUGAAUUGUUUUAAGUCUCACACUCUGCCUGUUGAGUGCUCGCAUUCCCAACGUCUAUUAUGUUACAGACGAUCCUUGGUUUUUGUUUGAGGGAAGUUCUUCGAUUGCCGUUGGUCUAAUCGAGUGGAUUUUCUCGUCGCUGUAACGCACCAGUGAUUUCCGUAGCUGUAGAAUAUACCUUAAAGCGUUUGUACAGCGACGGCACUCUAAUUGGUAUGAUCUGGGCUCGAAUUCACGCCGAUCAUGUGAUAGAAAGCAAAGUCAUGAACUGACAAUGUGUUCUCUAGUGCGACCAGCAGGAUAGACGUAGAGGCGUGUCUAGAUCAGUCGGUAGAUAUUGUAAUUUAAUUUAUUAUUUGUUAUAUAUUUAUCGUGAGUGGCUCCUGGGCAGAAAGGUGGACGAACUCAGAGGUCCUCUUUUCUGUUUAUGGAGUUGUUUUAUACCUUCCAUCAACCAAAAAGUCAAUGUAGAAUUUUGUUUUUAGUUUCCUUUUUCGUUUAUAUUAUUGUUGUCACAUAAGCGGCGAUAAAAUCUCAUUAUGAGCGCUUAGGCGUGCUAACGAUAUCUUAUAGUUUAUCGUCUGAAUCGAUUUUUAUCUUUAGUUUUCGACGAAUCUGCUGUGGGAAGAACGAUUGUCAUUUCCAGCAUAAUGUGUAACGAGCUGCGUUUGACGCAUUAAUUCUAUUUCCAACCAAUGUUUCUUCCCUCUGGGUUCAUCUCCCAUUUUUAUUAUUCAAAGAAAGACUGUUUUUGAGAAUUUAGGCAGUAACUCGUCAGAAAUAGUAUAGGAGGGAUCUGAAAGUAGAGUUGAGGUGAAGAAGAUUUCAUUGGAACCAAGUGAUAUAGUGUGUAUUUGGGGCAUCCGUGUUUUUCUUGUGUUGUUUUAUGUUUUCAUUAACAUUUUUCAUUUAAUUAGCUAUAGUCACUAUAGAGGAACCUUUGAAAGCAAUACACAUCUAAAUUUUAAUUGCUAAUGCCUACUGUACUCUAAAUAUAUGCUGUAUUUUGAUACCAUAAAUUUCUUUUUUAUUGACUAUUCUAUCGUGCGUGAGUGAGGCAACAAAAUGUGUGGAUAUUUCCCCAGCCAUGCUAUGUGACGUUAUUUUGUUAAAUGCCCUACUGGAACUGCUUGAUAUGAUGUUAUUUCAAUUUUAGUUUCUAUGAGUCGGUCCCAAGAAGCACCUCUUUUGUAUAAAUUUAUUCCAAGUAGAAUUUUUGAAGAUAAUCGCCGCGUUCUUUUGCUUAUUGCAGUAACAGAUGAUGGGGGAAGAUGUUUUGUACAUAAAACCAACAUGACUGCGUGUGUGAAAGAACGAUAGUGCGUAGAUCUUUAAGGAUCUUAACUUUGACUUUAUAGUGGCACGGCAGCUGCCACACGGUGGAACUUAAGCAAUAAUCACUACUACUUAAGGCUAUUUUAUGUGUAUAAAAGUGCGAUUGUGUUAACUUUUAUUUCUCGUUUUGAUAUUUUAGUAUAGUUAAUAUCCGUACCCCAUCAUCUGCCUGGUUUUCGUCAUAUGUUUGGAUGUUUUUGUUUCGUUUUGGUUUCUUUGCAAACCACUAGUGAAAAUUUGUUGAGAUUUUUAACCUUUUGGUUUAAAUCCGUCCUAUGUGGGUCGCUCCAGCGUGUUAUGUAGAUGUUUUUUUAAUGUCACUUUCGACGUCUUUGUUUCAUAUUACUGGUGCGUCAUGGGGCUCGGCUCGUCACAAUAGCGUAGCAAACAGAACUGUAAAUAUUCAAGCGACUAUCACACACUUGACUGUUGCCACACACUCAAGAAAAACGUACGUGGUUUGUCCCCCACGAGGGGCAUGUCUUCCUCCGUAGGCAUGCAGUAACACAAGCAAAAAUUUUAGAAAAUUGAAAAAAAAAGUCAUGAAAUUUUUGUGUUGACUAUGAAUUAUCUUGUUUAUCUAAACUGUGUUUGUUAUUGUGGUUCAUAUAAUGUUUACAAUAUUAUGAUAAUUGUGUAUAGGUAAUCAUUAUUAUACUGUAUAUGUUAGUAGCGCGCAAGGCGUGCCUACAGCUGUGAAUGCGAGUUGAUUGCUUUAAGGAUGCGUUGUUUUGCCGUUGAUAUAUGGAUAUGUUGGGCGCUUUAAAUAUAGCACUCUCAUCGUCUUGUUCAAGAUCAUGUUCUGUUUUCUGUUACUGUAGUUUGCCCUUUAGUUUUCCGUGUUAAUAUCUCUGGAAAAUUUGUAAUUCAUAAGUCACUCACUUUUGUGCUUUUCUCGUGGUUUUGCCCCCCACUGGGGUGAUUGACUCUUAAGAUUUUACUAUUCUGUUGGUGAUCAAGUUGGAUUAUAAUUAUCUUUGCUGUUUGAAAUAAAACUGAACUUUGCCGUGUAAAAUACUGAGCCUCCUUUUGUUUCAUUUGAUAAAUGCAGAGCUCAGAUCUGUGUUCCUUGUAUCAGAUGCUUAGGAAAACACAGAAUAUCAAUUGUCAUUAAUCACUAUCGUAUAUGAUACGUGGCUCUUAUUGUGAUCGUAGUUGCAGAUAUCUGUACAAGUACAAGAACAUCGCUCAUUUGAGCGUAGUAAGAAUAUUAUGUAAGAAUAAGAAGGUGUAUCGCGAGCAAAUAAUGGGAAGGUGAUCUGUGCCUUCCAUGAACUAAAGACGCGAACGACAUUUGAUGUUGACUGUGUAAGCUGCUUGGAACUGUUAGAAUCAAUGCAGUAUUUUGAGAAUUAUCGUGAGUGCUUGUUGAGCACGCAAGCCUUAGUGAGAACGUCCCUUUGACAUCUUCCAUCAGUUCUCGGGUUCUCGCGUUUUUAUUACCCAAGGAGUAAAUACUUAAUGGUACAUACACUUUCCAUUGCGAGGGUACAUCGGGUGCCUUUCCUCAAAUCCACAAUAAAACAAUCGUACCUUUCGGAAAUUUGUGUUACUUAAAGAUAAAAAGGUUAUUUGUGCUGUUUUAUUUUAUACUAUAAUCUUUAUAACACCAUUUAUUGUAUAAUAGGCCUACUGUUUGUAUUGUGUAUAAAUGUGACACUCCGAUAUAAAAACUCACUUCGGUUUGUGGUGAUCGCCUGUUUAGUUAAUGGGAUUUUAAGAAGCUCACUGUGAUGGUGCCUCGAGAAAUCAACCCACGAGAAUGGCCAGAUGUCAUCUAAGCACAUCAAAUGGGCCCACAUUUCUCUGUAUACCCUUUAUUGGCUACACAUACAGCUCGUCAGCUCAGUGACGAUAUUGUGCAAAUUCAAGUUGGGUCGACCUUGUCACUGACCAUUCUAAAUUCGGGUAGCCUCGCUGUCAAAAUAAUACGAAAAUGUUGUGUUUAGUUGACAAACAUUGUCUUGGGGUGAACGACUCCGUGCCAUCUGCGUAGUGCUCACUUUUCAGUUCCACUGAUUAUUUUUGGUUGUUUUCAGUUCCUUAGAUUCUUGAGGCCAUUUUUUUUUUAUUUAAUUACUUCAAGUACAAUAAGAACUGCGUGUCCCAAAAGCUAGACCGGUACGUUCGUAGUUUUCUUUCUUGCUUGAUAGUCAGAAUGUGACUUCGUUGAAUUUUUAUUUGAAAUUAGCUUUGGCCUCUAAUAAUUGCAACGAAGGACAUUCGGCCACGAAGCAAGAAUUUCGUCAAUUAGAAGAGCAGGCUCACAGGUUUCGGGAUCCACCGUGUAUAGCUUUUGGGACUGAACAGUACAGUCAAUUCCUAUCGUUUAUGUGCUUCAAAGUAUCUCAGUAUUCUGUACAACAGAUUAUUAAGGAAAUAAUACGCGAAACUCUGAUAUUUUUAAUUCCGAAAUUUGCCCAGUAACUGACUAUUCUUUUAAGGCAGUGCAUUAUGCGUAUCAUUAAGAAAUUGAGCGGCUGUUCCAUUAUUUAUGAACCGAUUUUUGCAAUUCAAAGCAGCUUGGACGUGGCUUCUACCUUGACCUUUUUACAGUAAGAUCCCAAUUAGAUCUUCCAUCUUCCAAGAAUUCGUUCCUUCCUUCUAGUAAUAACUUCCGGCAAACACGUUAUGGAAAUUCUUGAUAUAAACUAGUUAGUGAGCUGAUAUACAACAGAUGUCAAAUUUGAAAAUUAAAACUUGUAAGGUGUUUUUUCCCGAUAAGAGUCUUCUGUGCAGAUGCCGUGGUUAAAGUUUUAUCCGAGUGGAAAUCUUUCUUCAUGAUACAAUUAUCAUUACAUUAUUAUGAAUCUAUGUUUACCAUAAUUGUAACAAUUAUUAUUAUUAUUACUGCUGAUAAUAAUAAUAAUCUUAUGUGGUUGACUUCGGUCUUCUUCUGUACAUAUAUGUGACGAGAUGCUCUACCAAAAGAGCUUCUAUGUGUAACAAUAUUGAUAACAAUAAAAAAAUUCACUACGGACAAAGUUCAAAUACCA